Molecule: messenger RNA, 1530 nt
Organism: Schizophyllum commune H4-8
Lineage: Eukaryota; Fungi; Basidiomycota; Agaricomycetes; Agaricales; Schizophyllaceae
Exons: 3
Coding region: 12-1319 (435 amino acids)
Source: RefSeq, a predicted model, not a curated record
GACAAGCCACCAUGUCCGUUGAGGACACUUUCGCCAAGCUCUGCAGGAACGAAGAUACCAUACAGUCCGCGCAUGCGUUCUAUAGGCGUGCCAAAGCUCGAACGGGUCCCGGCUCUGGCUUUGAUUUGGGCACCAGCGUUGCUGCCUUACCCGCCAUCUGUGCUUACAAGGCGUCGCAAAGUCUCAACAACGACGAUGUCAGUCGUGUCGCCGCACAAGCCGUGUCAUGCAUAGCGCCGAAAGACUUCGACAUUGCGCUGCACAAAGUAGAGGCCGCCCUGUGCGAUACGCGUCGCAGCAUGACAGUGUGGUCGUAUCCAGAACUCGUACGGAAGCAUUCGGAUAAGAUUCGGUCGUCUAGUGCGCUGUUGUCGCUGCUGGGGAAGACGGAGGAAGCGUUGGACGCUACCGGUAAGGCGAAGAAAGUCAAGGAAAACGAGAAGAUGGCGAGCAUCUUGUUUUGGGUUUGCAGGCAGAAAACGGGCGAGGACAUGUUCAAGCGCUCGGGCUUCUGCAGGAUGCACGGCGUCGCUCCAGACAUGUUAGGGAAGAUUGUAGAGUUACUCGACAAGCGCGCAGCGCCGCUAGCAAAGGAGGCUGAGAAGAUUCUGAACGCUCAGCCAGCGCCAACUCGCCCGACUUCGCCGACCAAAUCGCCCAUCAAGCGCGAACUCCCGCACGGCGGCUCCCCUCACAAAAAGGCCGCACCUGUCCGCGAGUUGCCUCACGGAGGGUCCCCGCACAAGAAAGCUGCCCCGGUUCGCGAGCUUCCGCACGGCGGCUCGCCGCAUAAGCCUCAGGCAUCGUCGCACAAGCCUCAGGCGUCGCCCCGAAAGGCGCCUCCGCCGAUUCCUGCGCUCUUUCCUAAUCUACCGCAGCCGUCGUCCGCCGCCGAGAGCGGGAGCGAUGACGAGGUUGAUUUCCUGUCUCCGAAGAAGCGCAGGAAGGUCGCGCCGGCGGACAAGCAGAUCGCGCGCGAUGAGUCGCCUUCGCCUGCUCGUUCUCGCGCAGCCCGCUCGAGUCCCGUAAAGGCGGCUGCCGAGCCCAUGGACGCGCAUGUCAGUCCUCGGCGGUCGACGAGGGUGCAGGAGAUGGAGGACACUGUCGUUAUCCAGACGAGCCCGCGGAAGACCCGGAAGGCCGUCGAGGUGCCCAUGGACGUGGACUCCGACACGAGCGAGGACGAGAAGCAGCCGCAGGUUCGCAGGCGGUUCAGACCCGUGUUUCUCGACACUGUCCAGUGGAACACACGCGAUCCGCUCGCCGUGAAGCUGGAGCAGUCGAAGAACACGAAGCAGAAAGGACGUUCUGCUGCCUAACAUGUUGCUUACCAUACUCAGCAUUUGAAUCCCAAUCGAGUUUGCAAACUGUUUCGAGCACAUCAUUGUAAAGCUGCUAUUAUCGCGACGCUGGCGAACAUCAUUGGAUCCUCGCUUCUCCAUCGAAGCGCGCCAAGGAAGCAGUCCAAUAGCCCGAGAAGAAAUAGGUGAAAGACUAUACAAUAACUAGCAGAGCACCGGGCUCGAAUGC